GUAUAUAGAAGCAGCCAUUGGGUGUGGAUUGUAUUUUUUUUUAUAUAAGAAGAAGAGGUUGUGUUGAGGAAGUAGACACUGGGAAAGUGAAAGCUCCCCUUGUUAUGUGGACGUGAGGAUGAAAAUUUAAGUCAGGGAUAUUGUUGUUGGGUAUAAGCCAGGAGAAUAGUUGGCAUUAUGACAUACGUAAAUUACAUUCUUCUCGAGUGGGAAGGGUAGCUUUGAUUGUGUUGAUUUUAUGCUGAGGACAAUUUCUCGCCAAACCGUGGUUCAAUAUUAGGCAUUUGAAAGAAGGAGUAAUGCCCAUGGAUUAACAAAUGAGAAAGUGAAGUAAACCUACUGUAACUUGGUUUCAAAAAUGAUUGGUAAUGAUGGUAAAGGUAAGAAUGUAGUCAUUUGAUGAGCUCUGGUAGCAAGUAAAGGAAUUAUGAGGGUGGUGCUACUGAGCUGAACUCUCGAGAGACAUUUGUGGUGAGUGCUAUGGGCACUGAAGUUGAAGAUCACAGGAUGGUCAGAGAAGCCAUCUAAGUCUUCAAGGAAUCUAUUGAUCUAACUCCUUCUCUCAAGAAAUGUCUCAUCAACCAAGCCAACUUCCUCUUGUCAUUUUUUGCAUACUUCUGUUGACGUCUACAUUUCCAAAUGGGUCAAGUGGAAAUAAACUGCGCAAGAUGAUUCAGAAAAGACAUGCUUUAGAGAGAUUGUCUGCUUCGGUUUCUGAAUCAAAAGCUAAUGAGUUUUUGAAUAGUUUGAAACGUCCCAAACGGCACCUUUGGGAUAGAUCUCGUGAUGACGUUCAGCAAUGGUAUCAGCAGUUCAUUGGCAUGGGAUUUUCUGAAGCUAAAUUUGAAGAAACUGUUGCAUAUUGGAAGAAUGUAUACCAAGAUGGCACUCAUGACGACUACCAUCGCUACUACAACCACUACCAUGAUGAUGGGAAUUCUCCAUUUGGCCCCUAUUAUGCUCAUUCCAUGCGGCAUGGGGCUGAUGUUAAUUAUGAUUCUUAAAGCAACGAAGUACAGUCCAUAAAUAUUAGUGAUUAACCUUUCACCUACUGGCAUAAUGUAUUAUAUAAUCAUCUUUUUGAAUAUUAUUGACUCAUUUGUAAGGUUUAGAUUUUGUGUUAGUUUUACGAAGAAUUACAAAUGUAAAUUGUUUCUAACAACCUAAUGCUUUUUCUGUUAUAUUUUAAUCACCUUGAAUUAAUUUCUUACAUGCUGAAAUUUGAAUUUCAAUAUUUUGGUAAGUAACUAAGGAUCACAUAAUUGUAGAAGUUUUUAAAUGGAUGUUGGACUAACUCUUUCAUGUCUUCUACUAAAAUGGUAUUUUCUGAUGAAAGCAGCGAGAUAAAUCAUGUUAUUAAUGAUUUUCUAUGUAGUGAAAUCAUUCCAAUCAGAGUUUAUAAAGAUAGUCAGUGGGUUGCACAAGGAGCUAUUGGGGAAAGUAACAAAAGGCAUCAUAAGCUGUAGGUUAUACAGUAAGAAAGGUAAAUGGAAAGUGUAGGGAAGGAAAGGGGGUGGGCAGCAUGGUAGUGUAGUGGUUAGCACAAUGCUUUACAGUACCAGAGACCUGGAUUCAAUUCCUGCCGUGAGGAGUUUGUAAGUACCCCCCGUGACCGUGUGGGUUUUGUCCACACUCCAGACAUACCGGUUGGUACUUUCAGGUCCGGGUUAAAUGGUCAUUGUUAAUUGCCCCAUGAUUAGGCCAGGAUUAAAUAGGAAGGGACUGCUGGGUAGCGCGAUUCAGAGGGCCUAUUCUGUACCGCAUCUCAAUAAAAAAAUGAUUUUGUAGCUAAGGACAGCUCCAAUGCCAUCUUCAAACUCACUGAUGACAGUAUCGGUAGAUGUCUCACAGAUGGCGAAGAGUCGGCUUCCUGAAGCGAGGUACAGCACCUGGUUGUGGUGUCGCAACCUUUCAUUCAAUGUUGGCAAAACUAAAGAGUCGAUUGACUUGAGAAGGGGAGGGAGGGUAAAUAUGUGGCAGUCUACUUUUGGUGGGGUGGGGGGAGAAUUGACGGUGCAGUCAGUAGUUUUUAAAUUCCUGGGCAUUAACAUUAUCGGAGGACCUAUCCUGGCCCAGCAUGUGGAUGCAAUCAUAAGGAAAGUACUACUUAGGAGGUUAAGGUUUGGCUUGUCUCCGAACACUCCAACAAAGUAUCCUAACCGCAUCUUGAGCUAGUAAGGGCAAUUUGAAUGUGCAGGAACAUAAGCCGCUGCAGACUGGUACUGGGUAAAUGGAAUUGGUUUAAGUCAAGUCUGAAGCAAGUGCCAGCUGUACAGUCAUCAUGAAGAGUGUUUAUAGAAUUUUCUGAUAACAGUCAGGCACCACACUCUUAUUAGUGAGAGAGGCUGUUUAUUACCCGCCUCCCAAUUUCAAUCUAACAUUAAAUGUUAACAGACUCAUGACAAUAUUAAGUUCCUUCUAUUGAUGUUGGUCCACCUGUAUUAUUUAUGACCCUUUCUUCAGGAUCCCUUCGACAAUAGGAAUGCCCUUUCUCUAAUCACACUGCUCCAUACUCCUACAUAUACGUAUGUAUCUAAUAUAUAACUCUGAAUUUCAAAAAUUUGAGAACUCUAUUGCAGCUUGCAGAAAUUUGCAAGAGGAGCUAGUUCUCGAUGCUGGCAAUAUGACAUAUCUCUGCAGAGGACAAGGAAGAGAUUUGAAGAGUGAGAGGAG
This is a messenger RNA of Mobula hypostoma (lesser devil ray), 2673 nucleotides long. RefSeq names its product augurin-like. The transcript has 5 exons. Bases 570 to 1004 code for a protein of 144 amino acids. The record is from RefSeq and is a predicted model, not a curated record. Gene Ontology annotation, biological process: central nervous system development; anaphase-promoting complex-dependent catabolic process; regulation of cell population proliferation. NCBI's taxonomy places the organism in Eukaryota, Metazoa, Chordata, Chondrichthyes, Myliobatiformes, Myliobatidae.